Messenger RNA from Anopheles gambiae (African malaria mosquito), 2593 nucleotides. It is a transcript of the gene Mat1, whose product is annotated as CDK-activating kinase assembly factor MAT1. The record is from RefSeq and is a predicted model, not a curated record. The transcript is spliced from 4 exons. Gene Ontology annotation, cellular component: transcription factor TFIIH holo complex. Gene Ontology annotation, molecular function: cyclin-dependent protein serine/threonine kinase activator activity. Lineage: Eukaryota; Metazoa; Arthropoda; Insecta; Diptera; Culicidae. Gene Ontology annotation, biological process: nucleotide-excision repair; regulation of transcription by RNA polymerase II; positive regulation of cyclin-dependent protein serine/threonine kinase activity. Bases 388 to 1335 code for a protein of 315 amino acids.
CAAGCGCCACAGAUUAAGCUUAAACGACUGAAAAAUCAAAUAUCUGUGAUUUUCGGUAGGAUAAAUGGAAACUCGGUAGUUUUAGGGCGGUCAUCUGUGAAUCGGUAGGUAUAUAAAAAAUCGGUAGGAAUACAGAUAAAUCGGUAUUUCUGGUCACUCUGAAUCGAAGCCGCCGUGUUUGUUGCGGCAAAUGUAAAUAAAUUUCGCUCUCGUCGAAGCGUGCUCGUAAUUGCUUAAUUUUUUUAGUAUUUCAAGUCUUUUGGUUGUUGUACGAAAAGUUGUUUGAUUACAUAUAAUUUUUAGAAGCGGAAAAGCCAUACAAGCAGUACUUUCCUGUGAAAUCGAUCGCGUGAUCCACCGAACCUCAACCAAACAAAUCCAACCAUCAUGGAUGAUCAGGUCUGUCCGCGAUGCAAAACCACCAAAUACCGCAACCCGUCGCUCAAGCUGAUGGUGAACGUGUGCGGCCACACGCUGUGCGAAAGCUGCGUCGAGCUGCUGUUUCUCAAAGGGUCCGGCUCCUGUCCGGAGUGCAAUGUGGCCCUGCGCCGGAGCAACUUCCGCGUGCAGCUGUUCGAGGACUCGAACGUCGACAAGGAGGUGCAGAUACGGAAACGCAUCCUGAAGGAUUUCAACAAAAAGGAGGACGACUUCGGCUCGCUGGACGAGUACAACGACUAUCUGGAGAUGAUCGAGGAGCUGGUGUUUAAUCUGUGCAACAACAUCGACAUCAUCAACACGAACAAACGCAUUGAGCAGUACAAGCGGGACAACCGGGACGUGAUCAUGAAGAACAAGCUGAAGCUGAGCAAGGACGAGCUGGAGCUGGAGCAGAUCGUGGAGUACGAGAAGGAGCAGUUCGACCAGCGGCGGAAGGAGCUGGCGAUGAUUGAGGCGGAAAACCGGAAGCAGAAGACGAAAAACAAGGAAGAGCUGAUCGAUUCGCUGAUGGCAAGCUACGAGGAUGCGAGCGCGAUCGUGGACAAGUUCACGCAGAAGGCGGAACAGUCCCAGAUACAGCUGCCGAAACCGGUCGCACCGCCACCGGUCGCCAAGCAUACACACUUCUCGUCCGGCAUUGCGACCGGUUUCCAGGGUCAGCACGGUUUCCUGGCCGUGCCGAAGCUGGAGGAGGGCCCGCUGUACGUGUACGAACCGCAAGGCUUUGAAACGGAUGGACCGGCGCCGCCCUCGCUGGAGGAGGUGAUCAACAACGGCUACAUCAGACACAUACGAGUUGAAAAUUUGGCAGAGAAAGCGGGAGGAUUCCAAACGAACAUUUCCUGCCUGCGAGCCAUUCAGGAAGCGUUGGCCGGAUUAUAUCACGAAAUGUAAAAAGCUAUUGCCUCGAAUAGUUUGCGUUAUAAUUUAAUUUACAAACAGGAAUUAAUAAGUUAACCUCACACGUAUUCACGAACCAUCGCUUGCGAUUCUACUAUACCAACCACACCAUGUGCUCCAAUGAACUGAUUUGAACUUUGCCGGUGUAUUCUGUAAUAAAACAGUAGCAGCUGCCGGCAACCGUUGCCGAUAGCAACGAAAUAUCGAAUCCACAUAAAGGGCGCUUGCAACCUCACAGUGUGACUCAGUGCACAGUAUAGAAUUCGCGUGUGUGGUUGUAACGAUAGCGACUGUGCUAGAAACAAUAAUAAGUUCCGGAAUCGAAUAUCGGUCGUGCGGCGAGCAAAAAACGGCUCCAAACCCAGCAGCAGCAUUCAAUCGCCGCUGAGCUCAACCAAUGAGGGAGGUGCGACAGGCGAUGGCCGAACAGUCUGCCGGUAGAACUAGAACAAUCGGGCUUUAGUCGUGCAAGUGAGCUAGUGACACCUGCCUCACCAUCAUCAUCUUCAGUAGCGGCAGACGAGUCGAUUGUGAUGAUGGAACAUGGCAAACUGGUCGAAGGCAUUUGCAUCGACGAAACGGCUUUUACGCUGGACGAUAGCGGUGAAAUUCGGGAGAACGAGCUGCGGCUAACGGUGGAAGAUGAUAACGAUGUGACGAAGGAUCUCGAUUUUAGCCGUACAUCGCCAGCCCUGUUUUCGAUGACUUCACCCAAGCGUGCCCGGAUGAUGCUGGAGAUACAGCGGUCGAUCGAUCGGAAUCGAUCCGCCAUGACCGGUCCGGUUAGCAGCUCAACGCCAUUUUUUAUGCCGGCGGUGGAAGGUUCGGGAUUCGGGAGCUCGCUGAAGACGACAACGCAGUCGGAGGUUUCGCCGGCCGCUUUGCGGUGCAGUGUGGAUGAAACUCCUGUGCCACAGAAUCAACAGCAACUGUGUCAGCAGGAGGGACAGCGAACGCCGUGGAGUGGCCGCUCGGCUGGAAGCCAGUCGAAGCAGACGGGUGCUUUGAAGCGCCAAUCGAUUGCCGGUGCGAUAGACGAUCUGAACGAGAUGACGGAGGAGCUAAUCGAUUUUAUCAAGGGCUUCGAGGAGAAGUACUCCACUGCAAUCCAUUAAUGGUGUUCCUUAUGGUUCGAUAGAACUUGAAACAGAGGUUUAUAAAACAGAUGAAUAACGUUGAAACUUGAGGUGGAGCUGAAAAUGUUUCGGAUCGGAUUUUCUAAAUAAACUACACCGGUAGUUGAAGAGAUGUA